Labeo rohita (rohu) is the source of this 1294-nucleotide messenger RNA. It is a transcript of the gene b2ml, whose product is annotated as beta-2-microglobulin, like. NCBI's taxonomy places the organism in Eukaryota, Metazoa, Chordata, Actinopteri, Cypriniformes, Cyprinidae. Gene Ontology annotation, cellular component: MHC class II protein complex. Gene Ontology annotation, molecular function: MHC class II protein complex binding. Gene Ontology annotation, biological process: peptide antigen assembly with MHC class II protein complex; antigen processing and presentation of exogenous peptide antigen via MHC class II; positive regulation of T cell activation. The record is from RefSeq and is a predicted model, not a curated record. The coding region runs from base 74 to 424 and encodes 116 amino acids. The transcript has 4 exons.
UUUCCGUAUUGCAGCGUUUUGUGUUGAGACAGAGAGUAGGAGGACAGACGUGAACUCGAAGCCGAAGAAAAUCAUGCUGAAAGUUGUUGUAGCCGCACUGGUGCUUCUAAGCGCCAGCUGUCUUGCCAAAAAUGUAACGGACCCCAAAGUGCAGGUGUACAGCCGUAACCCUGGAGAGUAUGGGAAACCAAACGUGCUGAUCUGCUAUGUCAGUGGCUUCCACCCCCCAGACAUCACCAUUGAGCUCCUGAAGAACGGGCAGGAGAUCCCAGGCAGCCACCAGACCGAUCUGGCGUUCGAGCAGGGCUGGCAGUUCCACCUGACAAAGUUUGUCGAUUUCAACCCCCAGGUUGGAGAGGUGUACACCUGCAGAGUCCGUCAUAUGACCAACACAAAGUCCUACACAUGGGAACCUGACAUGUGAACAUACAACAGUUCCUGAAAACAACUCCUCUCCUAAACUCCACACCUGCUUUGAUUUCAUGAUGUAAUUUUGGGGUGUCCAGUCCUGCAGAGUUCAGCUCCAACCUGCUCCGACACACCAGUUUGUAGUUCUUCUAAGACCUUGAUUUUAGCAUUUUAGCAGGUUCAGAUGUGUUUAAUUGGAGCUAAACUCUGCAGGACAGUCAUAGCAGUACAUCCACCCUUCAUGUUUAGGACAGUGUCUGAUCCUGCAUUUGGAUCUCCAGCACUAAUGAAACACUCUGAACCGGAGUGAAUCGGACACCCCCGCUUUAGGAUAUGCUGCCUGUGUUGCUUAGACUGCAAUAUGUUUUCUCAUACAUAAUAAAUUCAGAUAACUUUGUAUCUACUUUAAUUUCUGUUAGUGUGUAAUUUGACAUAGCAAGCAGUGUAAUUGAUGAAAAACUUUAACUGUAUGCCUGCAGGAUAUAUAUAAGCAAUUUUCUUAAUCCCUGGGUGUGGAAUUUCUUGCCUUAAUUUAAUCUUUACAGCACGAGCACUUGCACAUAUUAAUGUCUUUUCUUUUAAAAUGUAUUUGAAAUUUAUUUGAAGAUUCAGGAGAGGUGAAUUUUUGAUUUAAGUGGCAUAAUUCUUGCAGUUUAAUAGCUUCCAGAAGACAAAGAUGUCCCCAUAAAUAAAUUAGAGGUUAAUUGUAAAAAUCAAUGUCAUUUAAUUACAAUGUCUUGUAAUUAAAUAUGAAAUAAAAACAAUAAAUUUUUUUUCUUAAUUACAUGUCUUCAUUCAACACAACUUUAAGGAAGUAAUUGUGAACCUCAUAUCUGUAAUUGUGUCUUGGUCUAGAUCUCAAAUUAAAUUCUAAUCCAGAAUUCUA